UGCAUCCACGACAGGGAUCAAUUGUUUUGCCUCCUAAAUCAUAUCCUAUUGACAUUACAUUUCCUUCAUUUUUUUUUUUAUUUGUGUUUAUAAGAAUAAAAUUGUUCAUAUUGCAAAGACCAACAAACAACUGUAAUAUACACCAAGGUGAAGUUAAGAACUCUACACUAGUAAAGGAAAAAAAGGCAAUAGAAAAAGGCCAAUUGACCUUUUUAUAUAAAGAAAAGCUUGGGAAGGUGGGGAGGGCAGGGCACACUAUCCAAACAAACUCUCUUAGCAUAUCUCUCAUGACACAAAGGCUUUUCUCCAUGUGAUUUUCUGCCAGUUGUGCCACACCACCAACACCAAUGUCUCAUCCUAGCUCCUUGAGCUUCUUCUUGCUUCUUUUCUUACUUGCUUCAACCUUUCUUUGCCAGAUCUGUUCAGCUACAGAUGAAGAUGAUGAACAAGGCUUGGCUGUAGCUGUAGAUCCAAACCUAAGGUUUGAGAAUCCAAGUCUCCGUCAAGCCUACAUUGCUCUCCAAGCUUGGAAAUCAGCCAUCUAUUCAGACCCAUUAAACUUCACAGCCAACUGGGUAGGCCCAAAAGUUUGUUCCUACAAAGGUGUGUAUUGUGCUCCAUCUCCCACCAAUGAUUCACACAGAGUUGUAGCUGGCAUUGACCUCAACCAUGCUGACAUUGCUGGCUAUCUGCCUCCUGAGCUUGGCCUCCUCACAGAUCUAGCUCUCUUUCACCUCAACUCAAAUCGUUUUUGUGGGGUUGUACCCAAGACUUUCAACCGCUUGAAACUCCUCUAUGAGCUUGACAUCAGUAACAAUCGCUUUGUGGGAAAGUUUCCAAAUGUUGUCUUGUCUUUGCCAACACUCAAAUACCUGGACCUUCGUUUCAAUGAGUUUGAAGGUUCUGUCCCUUCCCAACUCUUUGACAAAGAUCUUGAUGCUAUCUUUAUCAAUGACAACAGGUUCAGAUUUGGCAUCCCAGAGAAUCUUGGUAACUCACCAGUUUCAGUGUUGGUCUUUGCCAACAACAACCUUGGUGGGUGUAUACCAGGCAGCAUUGGAAAGAUGGGAAAAACACUCAAUGAGAUUAUUCUCUUGAAUGACAAUCUCACUGGGUGUUUGCCUCCAGAGAUUGGGCUUCUUAGGAAGCUUACUGUGUUUGAUGUGAGCUUCAAUCAUUUACAAGGCUCAUUGCCUUCAAGUAUUGGAAACAUGAAGAGCUUGGAGCAACUUGAUGUAGCUCACAACAGCUUCACUGGUGUUAUACCAAAGAGUGUGUGCGAGUUGCCGAAGUUGCAAAACUUCACCUAUUCUUUCAAUUAUUUCACUGGAGAAGCUCCAGCUUGUGCUGCUAUAUCAGGAAGAGGUAUAGCCAAUGGUAAAAAGAAUUGCAUUCCUGGCAAGAUUGAUCAACGUUCUUCACGAGAAUGUUCUUCAGAACCUGCUCACCCUGUUGAUUGUAGAAAGCUCAAAUGCAGUGGCAGCAGUGGCGGCGGCGGUGGUGGAGGCCAUUCACCAAGGCCAGGUGUUAGUCCUAGUCAUACACCUCCACCACCAACAUCAGAGUCUUCACCUACCUUUAGAUCACACCCUCCACCUCCACCAUCACACAUUUCACCAACACCAUCUCCUCCCAAAAAGCCAUACCACUCACCACCUUCACCACCACCUCCUACUCAUAGGGAAUCACCAAGGACAUACCUCCCACCACCACCACCACAUUCAUCAAAUGUACCAUCAUACCCACCAACUGUUCCUGUCUUACCUCCAACCUAUCCACCUUUGACACCACCGUCACCUCCACCAACUGUGCCUGCACAACCACCAGCUAUUGGUGUCAAACCACCUACCUAUCAACCUGUCUCACCACCACCACCACCACCAGUUGCAUAUGGGCCUAAACAUUCGCCUCCACCUCCACCUCCCCAGCAUUCAGCUGAAGCUCCACCACCAAGUCAUUACUACGGUCACACUUCACCACCACCGCCACCACCAAGUCAUUACUACGGUCAAACUUCACCUCCACCACCACCACCAAGCCAUGGCUACGGUCAAACUCCACCACCACCACCACCAAGUCAUGGCUAUGGUCAAACUCCACCACCACCGCCACCGCCACCGCCACCAUCACCAAGUCAUCACUACCAUUACACAUCACCGCCGCCACCACCACCACCAAGUCAUCAACCUUACACUCCACCACCACCAUUGCAUCAAUAUGGAACCCCUCUACCUCCACCAAAUGAGCCAAUAUGGCAUAAUCCCCCACCACCUCCAACCGGCGGUUGUCCCACUCCAGUGUCAGCACCACCACCACCAACCCAUUCAGUGCCAAGUCCUCACCCUUCAAAACCACACCCACCUCCUCACCAAACACCAUCAUCACCUCCACCGGAUAACACGCCACUUCCACCUAUUAGAGGAGUAUCAUAUGCAUCACCUCCUCCCCCUGUAAUUCCUUAUUAUUAGAAUCUUCAAUCCAACUAUCGCUUUCUAUUUUCAUUUUCUUUCAUCAUCAACCAAGAAGAAAAAAAAAAAAAAAAAAAAAACCCAGAGUAUUAUUCUUUUUGCUGCAAGCCCAACAACCCGGAUAGCAGACCAAGCACGAUUGGUUCUAUUGUAUUGUGUGCACCUUUUUUUUUUUUUUUUUUUAAACUCUCUCGAAGCAGUGUAAUUUUCUAUUAGAGGUUGCUUCCAUAGCAAUAGUAGUUUCUUCAUUGCUGUUUAA
Molecule: messenger RNA, 2727 nt
Organism: Quercus lobata
Lineage: Eukaryota; Viridiplantae; Streptophyta; Magnoliopsida; Fagales; Fagaceae
Gene: LRX2
Product: leucine-rich repeat/extensin 2
Exons: 1
Coding region: 348-2468 (706 amino acids)
Molecular function (GO): protein binding
Source: RefSeq, a predicted model, not a curated record